Papaver somniferum (opium poppy) is the source of this 1659-nucleotide messenger RNA. RefSeq names its product phospholipase A1-IIdelta-like. The record is from RefSeq and is a predicted model, not a curated record. Gene Ontology annotation, biological process: lipid metabolic process. The coding region runs from base 193 to 1470 and encodes 425 amino acids. Lineage: Eukaryota; Viridiplantae; Streptophyta; Magnoliopsida; Ranunculales; Papaveraceae. Gene Ontology annotation, molecular function: glycerophospholipid phospholipase A1 activity. The transcript has a single exon.
CAAAUGUUCGCUAAACAAACUACAGUAUUACACGUCUUAAUGUAAAGACAAUUAUGCCUUGGCUGCUAUAGACAUUAUUUAUCCCUCUUUAUCCCUUAUACGAUGAAACCCAUUUCAGACCACUAUUAAGACUUUUGCCAUUGAAUCUCUUGAGAGAACUCCUGGCAAAAUUUGCUCAAUUUUGUGAACAAAAUGGAGAUGUCUAAAACUGAAUGGGAGGAAAUACUAGGAAGCAAUCAGUGGAAAGGCUUACUCGAACCACUUGAUUUAAACCUUCGGAACCUGAUACUCCGGUGCGGCGAUUUUUGUCAAGGAACAUACGACUCAUUCGACAGCGAUGAACACUCUAAAUACUGCGGUAGUUGUCGUUUUGGGAAAACUGGGUUUUUCAAGAAAGUUGCUAACAAGUUGGCAGAAAAUGAUUACAUCGUCGAUUCGUUUCUCUAUGCAACAUCGAAAAUCGACCUCCCAAAAGCUUUCUUAUGUUUCUCGUACUCCGAUGAAGCUUGGAGCACUGAAUCUAACUGGAUUGGUUACAUCGCAGUUAGCACUGACGAAGCUAGUGAAAGAUUAGGAAGACGGGAAAUAUAUGUAGCGUGGCGUGGAACGAUAAGAACACUUGAAUGGAUGAAUGUUCUUGAGGCUGUGCAGACGUCAGUUAAGCCGUUAUUGAAGCCGGAAACGCUAGCUACAACUACUAAGGAUGAGCGCCAUUGGUAUGAUUUCUUCACCUGCAAAAAUGACAACGAUGAGGACGGAGACGAUGAAGAUGAUGAUCAACCAAAAGUUAUGAAAGGUUGGCUUGCAGUUUACAACUCUGAUAACCCAAAUUCCCAGUUCACCAAGUUAAGUGCAAGAACCCAGUUGCUUACAAAGAUACGAGCACUAGUGACCAAGUACAGAGAUGAAAAUGUAAGUGUAGUACUUACAGGUCAUAGUCUGGGUGCAAGUUUAGCGAUUUUAAGCGCGUUUGAUUUGGUCGAGAACGGAUUAUCUAAAAUUCCGGUGACGGCUAUCGUAUUUGGUUCCCCACAGAUAGGGAAUGAUGCAUUUAAGGAUAGGCUGGAUUCGUUUUCUAACCUGCGGAUUUUACACGUAAAGAAUGAAAUCGAUCUUCUAACUCACUAUCCUAGUAAGUUAUUGGGGUAUGCUUAUACCGGAGUGGAGCUUGUGAUUGAUACUCGCAAAUCAAAAAGUUUGAAGGAUUCGAAAAAUCCAAGUGAUUGGCAUAAUCUACAAGCUAUUCUCCAUAUAGUUGCAGGUUGGAAUGGUAAGGACGGAGAAUUUGACUUGAAAGUGAAGAGAAGUGUUGCAUUAGUUAACAAAUCGUGUGAUUAUUUGAAGGAUGAGAUUUUAGUUCCGGGUUCAUGGUGGGUUGAGAGGAACAAAAGAAUGGUGCUUAAUGAAGAUGGGGAAUGGAUUAUGGCAAUUCCGGAUGAAGAGGAUUUACCUGUACUUGAAGAGUACUGAUGUAAUUUCAUUUAUUUUGAUGUUUACAUUGCUGAAAGGGGUUGUGCUUGUGCGUCUUUGUUGAAUUUCUUUUGUGGAAUAAGGCGUUAUUGUUGCAUGAAGUCUGUCGUGUUUUUGUUUUGUUGGUCUGUCGGCAGACGACAUUGGUUCGGAAUCCAGGUUGCGGGUCUUAACACCCAACGAACUCUA